UAGUAUGGAUGGAGGAUCCUAUGUCUUCCCUGAUGGGAAGAGCUAAGACCCUAACAGGUACAAUUUCUGGUUUGGAGAGUUUCAAAGAUUCAGCAGAAAAGCAGCAAAGACAGCUUUUUUUGGACCUAAAAGGUUCUCUGCAUUAUGAAAGCCCCUUCUGGCCAGGCCCUAUCAGCAGCACCAGAUGGGGCUGACAUAGGCCCAUGUUGAGGUGUCAUCUUCCCAACAACACGCACGAGCCAAUCACAACACUCGUAGUGAGAGCCUGCCGCUCAAGAUAAUACCACUUGGCUCCAACACUGUGCAGUGUGUGCUGCCUCCCGCCUUCCUAAUUUGAGGCUGAGUGGCUGAGCCUGACCCGAAACAGGACUUGAAAUUCCUCCACAUACAGAUUAGGGAUUUUUUUUAAAUUGGAAACUAACUUCAAUUCACUUUAGAAUGCCUUGUUUGGUGCACACAUCUGGCUAUUUCAGAGAUUUCAGCUUUGCAGUGAAGUUGGUGGUAGUCAACAGAAGUCUCGACAUGACAUUAGCAAGGAAGGUUCUUAUUGAGACCCACACAUAGAAAAGCCCACAGGAGAACUGUGAGAGCUCACUUCAGGAUGAAGUUGCAAGAGCUAAGUACAUUUAACACCAGCAAAUGCUGUCCAUUGACCAACAGAUGCAAGAAGGUGCUUCUUCCAACAACUACAGCUCCUGUGAUGGGACCCUGGCUACUUGUACUUGGAGCGCAGCUUCCUCUCCUGCUGCUGUUGGCUAGCCUGCAGAGACCUACGGCUGCUAUUAAAAUCAACUUUGACUUGGCACCAAAUUCCUUUGAUGACCAAUACCAAGGCUGCAGCCAACAGGUCAUAGAGGAGCUAAGUCAAGGGGAUUAUUUCAUGAAAGAACUAAAAGGCCGAAGGAAUUAUUCCAAGGUCUGGCAUAAGGCUCACCUAACCUGGCUGGGCCGAGAUAAAGCCCUCCCUGAGAACAUGACUAUCACACACGCUGUGGUCAUCUUGGUUUACACGUUGAACAACAGUGUUCGCUCUGACUUCACCAGAGCCAUGGCCGGCGCUGGCAGGACUCCGUGGCAGUAUAAACAUUCAUUCCAUUUCAAGUAUCUACACUACUACCUGACCUCAGCGAUCCAGCUGCUGAGGGAAAGGAUUAGAAUGAAGAAUGACUCUCUGUGUUAUGAGGUGUAUCACGAGGCUGAUUUCUACUUGGAAGCCUAUGUAGGUGCCAUCCUUCGAUUUGGCCAAUUCCUCUCCACCUCGCUCUUAAGAAAAAAGGCACAGAAGUUUGGAAACCAAACUCUAUUUACCAUAUUUACCUGCCUGGGUGCACCUAUACAAGACUUCUCUCUCAAAGAGGAGGUCCUGGUCCCUCCCUAUGAGUUGUUUGAAGUUGUAAACGUGAGCUACCACCCGAGAGGAAACUGGUUACAAUUGCGGUCAACUGGAAAUCUGAGCAAAUAUAACUGUCAGCUGCUAAAAGCUUCCAGCAAAAAGUACACCCCUGCUCCUGCAAUUACUGUUGUUCUCUCCGUUUUCAUCAAUGUCAUCAUCUCUUCCAAAAGUGGAGUGUAAAGGAACCUUGCCAUUUUGAUUUUCCUGAACCCGUUUGCUUUAUUUCAGACAGGACACCCUGAAUAUCCUUGUGGAAUCACCCCUCCCCCAUAAUCAAUUGAUGCACAGCAGGCUUAGCCCAUUGUCUAUGAGUGGGCCUGUAACUCAGUAUGUUUCUUCUCCAUGGACACAGAGAUCCACACUAGAGUAGAAAAUAACCCAAUCAGAGUCUGAGAUAAAUUCAGGGUACUAUAUUGGCACUGGGACUAGGAUUGGGAUGGGGCUUUUUUUUUUAAAUGGAGAUGACCAAAAACAGAAUAUGAGCCUAGAGCUGCUAGCAGCUAUCAUGUCCCCAAGAGGGGAGACCUUAUCUCCCUGAGAAUGGAGUUAACACAGUAAAGGAAGAGUUAAGAAAUGAAAAAAAAACUAAGUCCACAUGCAAGUGUAUGAGCCCCUAUAUCCAACUGUGUCUGAAACUGGACACUGUGGGCUUUUUAAUUGUACGAAUCAAUAAAUUAUAUUUUUGCUUAAAUAAUUUGAAUUAAACUUUUUAUCUCAAGCAGUUGGGGGAGUUAUAAUGAAUGUAAGGACACACCCUUAAUUUUUAUUUAGUAAUCCUAAAUAAGAACAAAUCAAAUCUUAAGUUAGAAAGCAAAGGACCACUUCUUCAUCAAAUGGAAAAACUUUGAGACCCAGAGACAUAAUUAAGGAGGGAAUGUUCUUCAGAGAUUUUUAUUAGUAUUCAAGACCAAAUUAGUGUGGCUUCAGAUGGGUGGAAAUUUGAGAAAUACAAAGGGAAGAUGUUAGUGAAAUCACUAUCACUGCCAGCAAUGGGGUAUUGCAUAAAUGUUUCUCAAUUACAAAAAAUAAAAUUUAAACUCAUAUGUUAAUUUAUAUAGAACUUAAUGAAAACUGGAUUUUAAGUAUUCAUCAUUAAUUCACAUAUUUUAGGAACAUGUAUAGAGGACCCAUGGUAAUACACAACAAGGUGGGGAUUGACUGAGGGAGCAGGGGGCAGGGGACAGCAACAGGAGAAAAAUUGGGGCAACUGUAAUUGAACAAAAAUUUUUAAAAAAGGAAAGCAUGUGGAUGUGUGUGAAGAUAAAGUCAAAAAUAUGGGAGAAGAAAAGCAUCUAGUUACAAGCAAAUAUCAAUGAUAUAUUGAGUCCCCAUUAUAUGCAAACAAUGAGAUAAAAAGAAGGAUAAAUCUUUGAUUUUCACAGUUGGGAAUGUUCCCCCUCUCUUCUUCCAGGAAUACACCAUAUAGGUACAGUGAUGGAAGAUUACUUGACCUCAUCUCCAAAGACCCUUGUAUUGGGCUAAAUGGAAUGAAAGUGAGAGGUAGCUUCAUACCUUUGAAUUCUGAAAGUCCAUGCUACUUAGAGAUUUGGAUAAGAAACAGCAAAAGUGAAAAUCAAUUCAUGCGGCCCAAGCAGGACUUCCUGAAGGGUCUAUGUCAUGAUAGAGGAAACUCAGUGGGAAAUCAGAGGUAUAAAAUCACCUGGUAGAGAAGUCAGCCAUCUAGUACUAUGAUUGUUUACAUUGGGACUUUGAGAAUAUCAGGGCCAAGGACACUUCUGUCACAUAGCUUGCAAUGGACUCUGCACCCAAUAAAGCCAGCAUAGAGUUUCCAUAAAGACAAUUUCUAUGUUCACUACACAGGGACUUUGGCAGGUUAGUGGCUAUCUAGGAUCCAAGAAAGCUUUGAAGUAAGCUUUUGUUAGUGAGGCAGUGAUGAAAUGUAUCAGGAAUAGGCUCCCAACAUCUUGGAUAUUUUUUUCCUGGGCCAUAUAAAGGCAUUUAAUCAGUCAUACUAUGCACAAAGCAUUUUUGGGAUUAAACAUUGAAUAUACUAGGCCAGAUCUUCCAUGAAUUAAUGAGCUCUUGGGAAAAAUUAAGAAAAGAACACAAAUAAAUCACAAAGGAAAUACAAAAAAAAGAGGAAAAUUAAGUCUUCCACUCAUGAAAAUUCAGAACAGAGAGUCCUUCUUACUGAGGCAAGAUGAGAAGCUUCACACAGGAGACAGCAUUUGAGUGAGUUCUUAAGACACUGAAGCAGGAUCAAGGGGUGAGAGAAAGGAAGGAAAACAGUAGGGACAAGAACGUAUCAAGUGUUUAGUGCCAAAAGUAAGUAGUACAAAUAAUAAGUUUUUGGAGUUUAGAGAAAAAUGAGAUUCCUCUGGCCUGAGGCUGGAUAUGGCUUUCUAUCAGAGCAGAGGCUUAGGGGAAGAGCUUCACAUUGUUGGGAAAGAAAGCUGAGUAGAAGAAAGAGGUGAGAUGGAGGAAUGGUCAUGGCAUAUCAGGGUCAGAAAACAGACAGAUCUGCCAGAGUGGAGGAGUAAUGUAGACUGGAGUGGAAAGUUGGAGCCUCUCAGUUAUGCUCAAAAGCCAGACUAAAGCAUUUGAUCUCCACGAGAAGUCAGUCUUCUGGGUAAGAAAAUUCUCCUAAAUCAGUUACUCUUAAAGCAUACUCCCAGUAUCAGCAGCCACCGCAUCCCUGAAGAACCUGUUAGAUAUGUGAAUUCUAGGACCUGAACCCAAAUCUAUGGAAUCAACAACUGAAAUCGUGUUUAAUAAACCCUCCUGGCUUGUGACGUAUGUGACUAUAAUCCUGAAGGGAAUAAUAAAGUUUUUU
This is a messenger RNA of Phyllostomus discolor (pale spear-nosed bat), 4187 nucleotides long. RefSeq names its product ADP-ribosyltransferase 4 (inactive) (Dombrock blood group) (gene ART4). The coding region runs from base 602 to 1573 and encodes 323 amino acids. The record is from RefSeq and is a predicted model, not a curated record. The transcript has 3 exons. Gene Ontology annotation, molecular function: NAD+ poly-ADP-ribosyltransferase activity; NAD+-protein-arginine ADP-ribosyltransferase activity. Lineage: Eukaryota; Metazoa; Chordata; Mammalia; Chiroptera; Phyllostomidae.